AUGUUAGACGUGAAUACGAGGAUUAGCGUUGCCAUUUUUAGCGGUAUGGUGGCUGGUACAAUGAUACUGUUAAUUAUCGCCUAUUUUCUCGUCUUGACGGCCGUCAAGGAAGUCAAAUUCGCAAAUUUGGGAGAUGUCGAAAGCUGCAUUAAUUCACGCAAAUUCACUAAAGAGAAGAUCAUCCGGGCCAAACCCAUUACUGCCAAGUCUUGUUUUCUCCAGUACUAUAAUGAGUACAGCAUCUAUACAGACUCUGGCACCCUGCAACCUUCUUUUUGUGGCACCAACAAAAGACUCUGA
This is a messenger RNA of Chionomys nivalis (European snow vole), 300 nucleotides long. Its product is annotated as protein FAM24A-like. The record is from RefSeq and is a predicted model, not a curated record. The transcript has 2 exons. NCBI's taxonomy places the organism in Eukaryota, Metazoa, Chordata, Mammalia, Rodentia, Cricetidae. The coding region runs from base 1 to 300 and encodes 99 amino acids.